Messenger RNA from Dothidotthia symphoricarpi CBS 119687, 1170 nucleotides. RefSeq names its product BAR-domain-containing protein. Bases 26 to 811 code for a protein of 261 amino acids. Gene Ontology annotation, biological process: endocytosis; plasma membrane tubulation; actin filament organization. Gene Ontology annotation, cellular component: Rvs161p-Rvs167p complex; mating projection tip; actin cortical patch. NCBI's taxonomy places the organism in Eukaryota, Fungi, Ascomycota, Dothideomycetes, Pleosporales, Dothidotthiaceae. Gene Ontology annotation, molecular function: protein binding; lipid binding. The transcript is spliced from 3 exons. The record is from RefSeq and is a predicted model, not a curated record.
GGGGAAUAAGACACGACGCGCAGCCAUGUCGUGGACCGGCUUCAAGAAAGGCGUGAACCGCGCGACGACGCAGGUCCUCAUGAAGACGGGCCAGGUCGAGCGCACAAACGACCGCGACUUUGAAACCGAGCAGCGGCGCUACCGCACCAUGGAAACCGCGGCCAACAAGCUCCAAAAAGAAGCCAAAGGCUACCUGGACUCGCUCCGCGCCAUGACCGCCUCACAGAUGCGCAUCGCGGAGACAAUCGACGCCUUCUACGGCGACGCGGGCACAAAAGACGGCGUCUCACGCUCCUACAAGCAAGCCGUCACCGACCUCGACGCCGAGACGAUAAAAGCCCUCGACGGGCCCUACCGCACCACGGUCCUAGACCCCAUCCAGCGCUUCUGCUCCUACUUCCCCGACAUCAACGCCUGCAUUACAAAGCGCGAGCACAAGCAAAUGGACUACGACCGCAUGCGCGCCCAGGUCAAGAAACUCACAGACAAACCAGAUAAAGACGUUACCAAGCUGCCGCGCGCGGAGAAGGAUGAACAGCUCGCUAAGGCGGCGUACGACCAGCUCAAUGAGACGCUCACGAAUGAACUGCCGCAGCUCAUCGACUUGCGCGUCCCUUAUCUGGAUCCGAGUUUCGAGGCUCUGGUCAAGAUUCAGCUUAGGUUUUGUGCAGAGGCGUACUCGCGCAUGGCCCAGGUCCAGCAGUAUCUAGAUGCGAACACACGGGACCAGUACGCGCAGGGCGAGCUGGAUGCGCGCGUCGAGGAGGUGCUGCAGGAGAUACGCGAUCUGAGUAUUGCGGGGACCGUUUAGUGAGCUUUUGCGAGUGCAAGGUAAUUGGAGAGUUUUGGAGCUACCAGAGUGUGUGUGCUUGCGUGUUGGACUUGCUUUGUGGCGUUUUCUUGAUAUCAAAUCUGGACUUUGCUUGGUCUUGGUCUUGGAGGCAGGGCAGAGGGGGCAGCGUGUAUGGCGGAGGAUGGGACAGACAACGACAGUCAGUACGAGGUUGCAUUGCAUCAUGAUCUGUCACCAACCACAACAAAUCUACAAAUUUUUUGAAUCACUCCGCGUAUCUUCAUCGUCACCAUCACCCACACACCGUCAUUCACACAAAGCCAAUAUGACAUAUUCCAAGAUAAACAUUCCUCUAUUUCCCACGCCCUAGAAGACGC